ACCCCGAAAUACUUGAAAUCACUGUAGGUCGUGCAGCCAAACAUUUUCUUAACGCGGCGACAUAGUGGUCUUAUACGCACCAUCAAGACUACACCAGCGCGCCAGCAGAGCGGAACGACCCUAAAAAAGGGCUCAGGAAGAGAGCGGUUUAAUUGAGGCGUGCGUGCGGUUUGCUGCACCAACGGCCUUCGCCAUGGCCGGCAAAGGCGUCAGGUGCCUCAGUGAGGCCAUGAGAACCAUGAGGAUAUCUUCGACAUUAUUGCCAGCCAGACAACCAAUGAACUGGACAAAACCUCUGGCAUCAUCACUGUCGAGCCGUACAAUGGCUACUACUUCCGAUCCGACCCCGUUCAAGACGAAGCUGCUCAACGGCGGCACCGAACAAAGUUCGGCAGCGCCAACGCAACCGAUAUGGACACCACCCUCGGAAAUCCCAGUUACAAUCUACGACUUCCCGAGCCUUGAGCCCCUGACCCUGGAGGCCUGGCCUACCAAACAUCUUGAUCUCCCCUUCCGCCGCGACCUCCUCCAUCUUGCCGUUACGUACGAGGGUGAUGGAACCAGGCAGGGUACGGCAUCCUCCAAAACCAAGUGGGACGUCCACGGCUCCCACCGCAAACAGGCCCCUCAGAAGGGCACGGGUAACGCCCGUGUAGGCUGGAAGCAGUCGCCCCUGCGACGCGGAGGAGGCAAGUCCCACGGUCCGCACCCACGUGACUUUUCCACGCGCAUGAACCACAAGGUCUACGAUCUGGCAUGGCGCACUGCGCUCUCCUACCGCUACCGUCGCGGCGAGCUGUUUGUGGUCCGUGAUGGAAGCCUCGACAUGCCGCUGCCAGCCGACUUCCUGGCCCUGGCCGCCGAGGGCAGGCUCGGCCGCGAGCUCGAGGACGGCUUCGUCGACCGCAUGGUUCGCGAGACCCUUAACCCCCUCGGAUGGGGCAAGGAGGGUGGACGCUCCACGUUUGUUGUGAGCUGCGACAAGGCAGGCCGGCCCAACCUGUUUUCCAGUCUCGAAAUCGCCCAGAAGGAAGCACGUGCCCUCGAAGUCGACGAUGUUGACGUCAAGGACAUCUUGGAGACUGGCCGGAUUGUGAUCGAGCGCCGCGCCCUGAAGAGGCUCAUCGAGGAACACCAGAGCGAUCUCGUGAGCCGCAUCGUCGUCAACGGCUCCAGGGUCACAGGACCGCUGGCCGGGGCUACCAGGACCUUGGUAGAGUGAAGCACAGCGGGGAGGUAGCAAGAGUUGAGAGGGAAUAAAUGAAAACCCCUCUCAUCAGCAACCGAAAAGGACAAGCAUGUAGCUUGACGCAUGUAAGAUGUAUGUAUCUGCUUUCUAUGUACAAAUAGUCGGUAGGGUGUGGAAGAAUAUUGCCAUCAGUCCAAGCUUACGGGUUUAUAGAGAUUUGAUGCCUCGGUUCAUUCUCACAAACGUGAAUAUCCCUGGUUUAUUUGGGCUGUAUCGCUGAAUGCCCUGGGCCAUACAUAGUACAUUGUUGCAUGUGCAUACCAUGCGUGUGGUCGUGUCAAGCUGUGUGUGCCCUAUAUGUACUUGGUUGGCGCUUUGGGCAUACUAUGAUUGACAUUGUAACUAACCAAAAACAAAUUGUAUCUCGUACCGUUUGAAGUCCCUCGAAUCUCAAUAGGACUCAAUUGACAGUACCAUAAUUCUUUUCUUAAUGCUACCCUACGGGAUAAGGUUCUUUCCAGCC
Pyricularia oryzae 70-15 is the source of this 1712-nucleotide messenger RNA. Its product is annotated as 60S ribosomal protein L4. Gene Ontology annotation, molecular function: structural constituent of ribosome. Gene Ontology annotation, biological process: translation. The record is from RefSeq and is a predicted model, not a curated record. The transcript has 2 exons. The coding region runs from base 194 to 1222 and encodes 342 amino acids. Gene Ontology annotation, cellular component: ribosome. NCBI's taxonomy places the organism in Eukaryota, Fungi, Ascomycota, Sordariomycetes, Magnaporthales, Pyriculariaceae.